ACUUAUGUUUACGGACUAUCCAAAAUAUUUUCAGCAUCUUGAUCAGAUCUUAAUGAAUAAGUUAACAUAAUCUGAAGAUAGAGCACAUAUUAAUAUGAAACCGAAUGACCAAAGGUUAACCAUGGUCAGGUUUGUUGUUCAGACUGUCAUUAUAAUGAUUAUCCUGGUUAUGACCCUCAACAGCCCAGUAUCUGGGAGUAUCAUCGAAGGUCGGCUAAUUACGUGCAAAAUUGAAGGGGAAGAAAUCAGGAUUCCUUUCAUUGCCAAAGAACAGUGUAUAUCCUGUCGUUGUCAGAAUAAAAGAAUAGUGUGUAAUGAGAAAUGUCCAAGUGAGCAGAGGAAGGACUGUUAUUUUCUACUUUAUGGUCAGAAGCAGAGCUGUUGUGAUAUCUGUAAAGGCUGCUCUGUCAAUGGCACUAUCUACGAGAGUGGAUUUACUUGGGCUGAUCCUAAUGACCCCUGUCGAACGUUUUCUUGUGAGUCCGGUGUGGUCACAGAAGCAAGGGUCCACUGUCACGUACCGUGUCGAAACUACCUAUCACCUGCAAGUGGCGAAUGUUGUCCUUCUUGUAAAGGCUGCACCGUGGGUGGACGUAGCUAUUCUGACAACCAGGAGAUAGAAGUGACCCAGGCAGACCCUUGUGUACAGUGUAGCUGUAAAAAAGGAAAUAUUGUGUGCAUAAAAAAAGCCUGUCCUGUCCUGCCUUGCCCAGAAUCUAAGUAUACAACAAAACCUGGAGAAUGUUGUCCAACUUGUAGAGGAAAUCGGAAAAUAUACGACUUCAAUGGUCGCUGUUUGGUCGGAAUGACUUCGAUCAGAAAUAAGCAAAAGAUAGCACUGGACUAUUGCACCCACUGCACUUGUGACAAUGCCACCACAAUUUGCCAAAGGACAGUAUGCCCUCCUGUCCAUUGUCCUCCAGAAUUCCAAGAACUUUUGCCUGACCAGUGUUGCUACAGGUGUCGAGAGCCGGAGGAGAGUAAAGCCGUUUGCAUGGUCAAUGGUCGAGUAUACCAGGACAAAGAAACCUGGAAGAAGGAUCGCUGUACGUCUUGUUCUUGUCGCGACGGUCAAAUAGUGUGCGAAGUAGUGGAGUGCUCUCAUCAGUCCUGCCCCAAGCGGCACAAACUGAAAAUACUACCUGGAGAAUGCUGUCCAACGUGCGUAGAAGACGAUGCCGUGUGUUCUGUGUUCGGUGAUCCCCAUUACCGGACCUUUGAUGGACGCAUCUUCAACUUUCAAGGUUCCUGUAAAUAUCUUCUAGCUAAAGAUUGCAAUGGAAAUAAAAGCUUUGCUAUCCAAGUCAUCAACGACCCCCGACACUCAAAGACGUUCUCUUGGACAAAAGUUGUGAAAAUAAAACUAGGUCAAAACAAGAUCCGAAUGGCUCGAUUUAUGAAAGUGAAGAUCAACAAAAAAAAGGUCAACCUACCAUAUGUUAAACUGGGUUCCUUCUCGAUAAUCCAGGAAGGUUACAGUAUGGUGACUAGAACUAACCUGGGAAUGAAGAUAAUGUGGGAUGGUGGCAGUUUUGUAGAGGUCUCUAUACCACCCGAGUUUAAAAACCACAUGUGUGGACUGUGUGGAAACUACAAUGACGAUCCCCAAGACGACUUUAUUACUAGAAAAGGGAAAUCGUGUCAGAUGUUGACAUCUUCGGUAAUUUCUGGCAAAGAGGGCGAAGAGGUCGAUGUAAGCCGCUUAUCACAGCAAAAGCAAGGAGAUCAUCAUGCGAACAUAGUUCGGAUUCUCAAAUCCGAGGAGUCCGAGAAUGUAACGUUUUGAAAGUUGCUCCUGUUUUCCUCCAAUGUCAAGCUCUCGUCGACCCAACACCUUAUUACCAGUCUUGCCUCAUCGACAUGUGUGAGUGCCCUUUGACAGAUAAAUGUUACUGUGAAGCUCUCCAAGCUUAUGCCAGAGAAUGUGAGAGGGCAGGAACUGUGUUGGAUUGGCGGAAAGACACGGGAUGUGAAAAUGCUCACUGUCCGAAAGGAGCUGUUUUUACUUCAUGUGGCUCAGCAUGCAAACUGACGUGUAGAAAUUAUAAACGAAACAAGCCCUGUAGACGGCGCUGCAAGCCUGGCUGCAUUUGUCCCGUGGGAACCGUCUUGCAAAAAAAUCGAUGUGUUUCAAUCGAUAAAUGUCAUUUAUAGUUUCUUCAUUAUCAAUGUUUGAAUGUCAUUUAUAGCUUCUUCAUUCUCAGAAAAUAUGUGAUUACUUGAACGUGUGCUAGUUUCUUCGACAAAAAAACACGUACAUCCAGCAGGUCUGGGAUAUUCCAGUUUCCUUUAUAGAAGCAUCAGACAGAUUUAGGUCUUAUCAAUUCAUAAGACGAAUAUCACUUUCCAGGCAUGAGAGUAAAGAGUGGUGUACCAAGAAAGAAAACAAAAGGACAGUACACACACCACUACAACAAAGGUUCUUUGACUGGAGAAGAUAAGAAAUACAAGAUACAACUACCUAUAGUGACAUCGUGAAUGAGAUGCAUAUAUAUAUAUUAGCUAUACAUUCUGCUUUUCAAGGUGACAGAAGUCCUCGUAACUUUUUUUAACAAUCAAACAUGGAGGCUACAAAACUAUGUGCAAUUAUCAUCAGCUGGCAUGUUAAAAGAAAAAUAUUUUGUUAGCGAAUACAAUGUUGAUAUCAUACAGACAAUUUUUCCGUUGAAAAGCACGAGCAUUUUUACCUUUAUGCUGUUCUCAUGUAUCUUGAUUGUACGGCUAAAUCAAAAUUAUUUUCUCGUGGUUUUAUUUGAAGGUUUCUAUGUUUCGACAUUAGCUUUUAACGCCGAAGUGUUUGUGUUUGAAUUAACUAACUUACGAUUAAAAGAGGCUAUGAGCAAUCACUUUUCAUGUCAUAGUAAAUUUUUGAAAUUUUUUGUAUUUUUUCUUGUGACGUUUCAUAAAAUUUGAAGUUGUUCGCGAUUCUUCAACUAAAAGCUUAAUUUUUAUUUUAAUGGCUGUGAAGGUUUAUUUUGUCGAUUAUUUUCUCGGUAAAAGGAUUCUCAUAAAGUCCAUCUAUUAAUAUGCAUUUAGUUUCAUUUUCUAGUUCCUUUCUUUCGUCCACGAAUAGAUACUUAGUAUGACACAUAUUAUUUGAUUAUUAAGCAUCAGAUAAUAAGAAAAAAUUGAAUUUUCCCGAUAAGAAAUUAAUAACUGUGUUUUCCUUAGAAGUGUAAUAAUUAGAAAUAAGUUGCAAACUUAGUUAUAUUGUUUCUUUGUCUUUUAAAUUUGGUAUUCAAGAUGAGCGUUUAAAAAUAGACAUCUGUAAGCCUUGUCACGUUCUUUUGCGCUGAAUAAUUUUAUGAGCAUUCAUGAUGUCCGUCACCAAAUAUUUGGCGUUGCUCAGAGGUUUCAGAAGCAAUAUUUUAUAAGUAAGAAUUUAAUAAAAAAUUUGAAUGUUUUGAAUUAAUAUUCUACUACAUACGUGGAACAUAUGGUGACACUUAAGUCAUCCAGCAAGAUAACUAGAUGAACUGAGCGAGAACAAGUCCUUCAUGUACAGAAAACCAGGGAUCAUCUUUAUAUCAUCAAUUCGUUAUUCAAGACAUUUUCACCACAUAAAUAUAACAAAACGUGUAAAUUCAACUCUGUUUCUCAGUAGGAGUGGUCAUCUGUUUAAUAUAAAGGUAAUGUUGUUACAGUGAUGGCUGAUGAACAAAUUUCAAGCUUGCUAAUGAACACGUUUUCAUGUGUCUUUUUAAUAUCAUCACUUGUGUAUUUAAACUGAACGUUUGUUUUUAAUCUUAGACUUAGGUUAUAUGUUAGUCAGUGGAGAUGUAUGUUAUCGGCAGGGAAGUUAUGUGAAAAUGUAC
Limulus polyphemus (Atlantic horseshoe crab) is the source of this 3815-nucleotide messenger RNA. Its product is annotated as BMP-binding endothelial regulator protein-like. The record is from RefSeq and is a predicted model, not a curated record. Bases 95 to 1786 code for a protein of 563 amino acids. The transcript has 16 exons. Lineage: Eukaryota; Metazoa; Arthropoda; Merostomata; Xiphosura; Limulidae. Gene Ontology annotation, molecular function: protein binding.